Molecule: messenger RNA, 2300 nt
Organism: Anguilla anguilla (European eel)
Lineage: Eukaryota; Metazoa; Chordata; Actinopteri; Anguilliformes; Anguillidae
Gene: nup54
Product: nucleoporin 54
Exons: 15
Coding region: 96-1964 (622 amino acids)
Biological process (GO): nuclear pore organization; protein localization to nuclear inner membrane; NLS-bearing protein import into nucleus
Cellular component (GO): nuclear pore central transport channel; nuclear pore
Molecular function (GO): structural constituent of nuclear pore
Source: RefSeq, a predicted model, not a curated record
UUGGGGGUCUUUAAUUCUCGUCUGGAACGAAGUAGCCUGUACCUCGUGUUUCUACACGGAGGGAAACAGCCGAAGCAAACGAAAAUACAAUAAUCAUGGCGUUCAACUUUGGCGGUGGUGCUACCAAUACUGCGAGCUCUUCAGGAUUUUCAUUUGGUUCAUUUGCUGCCAAAACAACAGCCUCUACUGGUUUUGGCUUUGGCACCACCACCACCACUGCCUCAUCUGGAUUUGGUAGUCUUGCCGCCCCAGGGUUCGGGGCCACCACCACAACGGCUCCUUCCACUGGCUUUGGUUUCGGUUCCACAACUACAGGAUUUGGGGGGCUGGGAGCCGGCAGCACCACCGCCGGUGGGUUUAGUUUUGGGGGUUUCGGAUUAAAUUCGAACGCGGCAUCGGUCAGCUUUAAUGUGGGGAAUUUUGGUGCAGCCACCACUGCAGCUACAGUUUUCAGUUUUGGCAAUAGCCUGGGUAGCGCAGGUGCAUUUGGAGGCUUUGGGACGGCCACUACUUCUGCCGCACCGGGGUCUACUUUCAGUUUCGCUGCUCCCUCAAACACAGGGGGUCUGUUUGGAAACACCCAGAAUAAGGGCUUUGGCUUCUCGGGGCUGGGGGCCGGUACCACUGCCGGGACUGGUUUCGGCACUGGCCUCGGAACCGGCCUCGGUACCGGUCUCGGAGCCGGCCUUGGAACCGGUCUCGGGUUUGGGGGCUUCAACAUCCAGCCACAGCAACAGCAGGGGGGAUUAUUUGGCCAGCAGGCCCAGGCGUCUGCCCAGUCCAACCAGCUGAUCAACACAGCCAGCGCCCUGUCCGCGCCCACGCUGCUGGGGGACGAGCGCGAUGCCAUCCUGGCCAAGUGGAACCAGCUCCAGGCCUUCUGGGGCACUGGCAAGGGCUAUUUCAACAACAACAUCGCACCUGUCGAGUUCACACAGGAGAACCCCUUCUGCAGGUUCAAGGCAGUGGGCUACAGCUGCGCUCCAGGCAGUAAGGAUGAGGACGGCCUGGUGGUCCUGGCUCUGAAUAAGAAGGAGGUGGACGUGCGCAGUCAGCAGCAGCAGCUGGUGGAGUCGCUACAUAAGUUGCUGGGAGGACACCAGACCCUCACUGUCAACGUGGAGGGGGUCAAAGCACUGCCCGACGACCAGACGGAGGUGGUCAUAUACGUGGUGGAGCGCUCUCCGAACGGCACCUCCAAGAGGAUCCCGGCCACCACGCUCUUCAGCUACGUGGAGCAGGCCAACAUCAAACCGCAGCUGCAGCAGCUGGGCGUGGUCAUGUCCGUUACGCGCACAGAGCUGUCGCCUGCGCAGCUGAAGCAGCUGCUGCAGAACCCGCCAGCCGGUGUGGAUCCAAUUAUAUGGGAACAGGCGAAGGUUGACAACCCUGAUCCUGAAAAGUUGAUUCCAGUUCCGAUGGUUGGUUUCAAAGAACUACUUCGCAGACUCAAGAUCCAGGACCAGAUGACAAAGCAGCACCAAACUCGUGUUGAUAUAAUCUCCAACGACGUAAGUGAGUUACAGAAGAAUCAGGCUACGACAGUGGCGAAGAUCGCACAGUACAAGAGGAAGCUGAUGGACCUUUCUCACAGAGUACUACAGGUCUUGAUUAAGCAGGAGAUUCAGAGGAAGAGUGGCUAUGCCAUCCAGGUGGAUGAGGAACAUCUGCGGGUGCAGCUGGACACCAUUCAGUCUGAACUCAAUGCCCCCACUCAGUUUAAGGGCCGGCUGAACGAGCUCAUGUCUCAGAUCCGGAUGCAGAACCACUUCGGUGCGGUGCGGUCCGAGGAGCGCUACAGCGUGGACGCCGAGCUGCUGCGCGAGAUCAAGCAGCACCUGAAACAGCAGCAGGAGGGCCUGAGCCACCUCAUCAGCGUCAUCAAGGAUGACGUGGAGGACAUAAAGCUGAUCGAACACGGUCUCCACGACAGCGUGCACAUGAGGGGCGGCAUGCUCAGCUGACCUCCCUGUUACCCCUGUCCCGCCGCCGGACUGCCCCGACCCACAAUGCCUCUGCAUCGCUCUCCUGCCCCAGCGCAGCAGCCCUCCGUCGGAAGCACAGCAAGGCCGAACUUGGAAUGCAUGGGUCACCAUGGUGAUUGGAGGAUUCUUCCCAGCACUCCUUUAAAGGCAACUACUGGAGUGCUCUAAAGACAGGGCUGGGUUUUAAAGUGCAAGCAUCAACAUCUGUAAAUAUGCAGUUUUAUGAUUAUUUUUGGUAAUGUUUUGUAUUCUGGGUUUAGUAUAUGAACAAGCCCUGAGUUAUGAAAUAAAGUUUCAUUUAAGAGCUGCCCCAUU